AUGGUCUACAGUGGUAUUAGUUACUGGCUUUCAGGGCUUGAGCGCACUUUAGCCAAGUUUCUGGUGUAUAUGGUUAGCAUGGUCGUGAUUGCAUUUAACGGGUACUCUAUAGGCGUACUGCUGGGUGCCAUGUUUAGGGAUAUAACGGGGAUUGUGAAUGCAGUACCAAUCCUGUUUUUGCCGAUUGUUUUGUACGGCGGCUUGUUUGUUAACGACACAAACACGGUGGUGUGGAUGAGAUGGCUGCAGUGGUUCAGUCCGAUUAAAUACGGGUACACGGCGAUAAUGAAAAACCAGUUUGUCGGGUACAUGAGUGUCCCCUCAGUCGGUGACAAGUUCAUUGAGAAGCUUCGGUUGAACUCGCUGUCGAUUACCACCAACACUCUUAUUAACAUUUGGCUAGCCCUGUCUGUCUGUACGCUGUCGUACCUGAUGCUUAUGCUGUUGACAAUGAAGACGGACGGCACCCUUGGCAGGGUGAGCAACAGGGCUCAGCGGGAGAAGCUUCUGGCCGCGCCUGACCCACGGUUCACUGUUCUCGAGACUGCAUGUUUAGGUGGUAGUUAA
Molecule: messenger RNA, 567 nt
Organism: Kickxella alabastrina
Lineage: Eukaryota; Fungi; Kickxellomycota; Kickxellomycetes; Kickxellales; Kickxellaceae
Exons: 1
Coding region: 1-567 (188 amino acids)
Cellular component (GO): membrane
Molecular function (GO): ABC-type transporter activity
Source: RefSeq, a predicted model, not a curated record